GGUGACCGUGCAUGGCAUGAAAUCACUCAGAAACUGGACGCAACAAUUGAAACUUGUAUAUCAGCUGAUUUUCUGUGGUUUCCAGCCGGUGUUGGUGGGAGCAGUGCGCGGGACUCCGGAAAUCCCACGCGCAGAACCAAAGUCCAUGUGAGGAAGCAGCGCCAGAAUCCUCUAUACGACGUGGAGCGGCAGAACUUCUUUUGCCAUUCCCAUCGGAUCCAGUGACACCCAACGAUUCUCGGUCCGGUUCAGAAGGGUCCGCGGUUCGGGCUUCGGCCCGCGCUUUCCAUCUGAGGCAACCCCACUCCGGAGAUCCGGUGCAGUGGAGGCAUGGACUGUAACUGUGUUAGUGACUUGCUGCUCACUCCACCUGUCCCAGCCCUCUGGACACCAGGCUUCGCCUUCCCAGACUGGGCCUAUAAACCGGAGUCUAGCCCUGGCUCCAGGCAGAUCCAGCUGUGGCAUUUCAUCCUGGAGCUGCUGCAGAAGGAGGAGUACCAGGGGGUGAUCGCCUGGCAGGGAGACUAUGGCGAAUUUGUGAUCAAAGACCCGGAUGAAGUGGCAAGGCUGUGGGGCAUUCGGAAAUGCAAGCCUCACAUGAACUAUGACAAGUUAAGCCGUGCGCUAAGGUACUAUUACAACAAGCGCAUUUUGCACAAAACUAAAGGAAAGCGAUUCACCUAUAAAUUUAACUUCAGCAAGGUGGUUCUGGUCAACUAUCCACUGUUGGACAUGGCCAGCUCUCCUUUCCUGCUAGCACAGAACCACUUCAAUGGUGGGGCAGCCACCCCAGACUGUAGCCCUCUCACACCUGAGGCCCUGCAGUCUUUAUUCCCCCGCUUGCCUGAGUCUGGUCGAGGGACGUCUCUGUUUGACCGCAGUGCAGGGGCCCCGGGGCCAGAAGGGGAUAAGCUGAGGCUGGACACUUUUCCUUUCCUCAGUUCAGGGACCCCUUGUUACUCCAAACCUCCAUCCAUGUUGGGUCCUUACCCCCGUAACCCUGCUUUUGACUACUCUUGGGGCUUCAACCCUUAUCUUCCUGGGGCUUUCUCGCUAAACAACUGUCCUAAACUGCCCCCAGGCUCCCUGUACCCCUCGCACUUCUACCCCAACCCGCUUCAGUCUGGCUUGUCCCAGCUGCCCCAUCCCUUCUCCUCGCUACUCCCGCCAGCGGACACACCUGGAACGGAGCGGGGUCAAACUGGAGGAACCACCAAUGGCUCAGCAGGUGGUCAGCCCCCUCGACUUUGCAUCCCACCCUACCCGGGUAACCUCCUGCAAGGCCGGACCGAGCUGGGUGUCAUUGGCCCAGGAGUAGGCGAAAGAGAGAGGGGGGAGACCAACAACAUACCAGGGGCAGGUGGAGGGAUUGGAAUGGGACUGGGAUUGGGCCUUGGCCUUGGUGGACUGGGCCUGGGGACCGGAGGAGGAGGCCGACAGAGCCCAUCUGACCGGCGUGGUGGUGUAAAACAGGACCCAGAGUCAGACUCUGAGCUGGAAAUCACUGACCUGAGUGACUGCAGCUCCGAAAAUGAGAACGAGCCAGACUUCCCCCUGGCCAAAGAGCCCAGGCUUGGUGGACAGCCCCACAUGCUAGAGGCCAAGACUGGGGGCCUGGGAGGAACCCUACCUCCACUUUCUUCACUUCCUCCUCCUGUAUCUCCCCAUCCUCUGAAAAGCCUGGUACCCCUCACUCCUCCUCCUCCAUCCCUCCCUCCAUCCCUCUCACCUUCCCUCACUUUAGUCGACCGGCACAGAGAAACAGACUCUCUUAAACUUGCUCACAGUUAAUGUGCAUCCCAUUCAGCUAAGUCAAGCACUCUCUGCCUCUUUCUCUUUGUCCGUGUAUUUCUUCAUCUUGUAAAUUCUUGCUUUACUUUUGUGGUUCAUCUUUCUUUGAACUUCUGUCUGAUGCUUAUUUGCCUCACCUUUUAAUUUUUCUGUCAGUGUUUUGCCGCUUCAGUUUUAACAUAGUAAAAAGCCAUUUGCACAUCACUUACAAACCUUUGAUAAACGUGCACUUCUGCAUUUACGAAUGAACGUUCAAAGCAAUCUUUAUUACAAUAAAUUUAUCCAAACCACAUUUUGUUUUGUGGAUAUUCAGAAAAGUUUAACUAUUUGUUCAGUGCUUUUUUCGGUUAACUUUCGAAAACAUGAAAUUUUAGUCUGCAUGCACUUGCAGAAUCAGUUAAAUAGACCAGUGUGAACAAACAAAAGAAACUAUCUGCUUUUAAGAAAAUGUUUUCAAACUGAAAUUAUUAGUAAAAUCAUGCAAAUGAUUAAAUACUGGCGAGAUUCGUCAGAGAAUAACAUAAAAUGUUGGAAAUAUUAAUAUUUAGUUUAUUGUAAAUGGCACAUCUUUUUAAAAUUGGUACCAAUGUUACCAAGAAAUAUAUCGCAAUUAUGGCCUCAUUAUUUUUUUGAAAUAUCUCAUCAUAUUUAACAUGUUGCCAGCACAAAUAUAAAACUGUCGGGCUCAACAUGACGUAGGGGUUCCAUGUAUGAUUUUUUUUUUUUAAUUGGUUACAUUGUAUUAUAUUUAUGAGUUUUGCAGUUGUUUUCCCUUUUUAUUCAGACUACAUAUUAUUCCUACAGGGUAGUUUGACUUCAUUCCUACUGAAAGUGAUGGUUUGAAUGGGGCACACGGCACAAAUUAUACUGCUCAUAUUUUUAUGUGUUAAGCUCUGUAGUACAAUAUCCAAGCAGCAUAGUAAUACAAAGCCAACUGCAAUAACAGCAAUUUUGUGAAGCUAUUUUAAUAGCAACUUGAGUUGUGUUGCAAUAAAGCACUUACUUGUAUAGGGGAGUACUGGGUUUUAAGUGGUUGGCAACGUUGAAAACGCUGUCAAACAUUGCCAUCUAGUGGUGACAUAUGACUUCUGCAGAUACAAUGAUUGUGUAUGAAUGUAACACUCAAAUUUGUCCUUUCAAGAAUAACCCCGUUCUCGCACAUGGAUGCAUAAUGUGUUUAUUGUGCUGGGGUUUAUAAUGUUUUUACUUCUUUGUUCCCCUUGUACAGUUGCCAUGUUCAUUCAGUGCUAAAAUGUCUUAUUUAAAGCAGCUAUAAAAUAUUCACUGAGACAUAGAGAAUGAGAGAUGGAGCAAGGAAAGUGCUUAAAUUUGCAUCUAUAUUUCAUUGUACAUAUUUUAUUAUUGUGUAUAUUAUGUUCAAUUACUAUUAUAUGAGAUUGAUGUAUUUGGUGUGAUUUAAUUCUGUAUUUAAAUGAAAAUAGAUUCUGGUGAGAUGGACCGUAGGCAUUUAUAGUGAAUUAUAAAAAAGAGAAAGCACUUGUUUUCUUGGAGUUUUUAUGUGGCCAAAAAAAAAAUGCAACAUUUGCUCAACUGCCUCUAAUUAUACCCUUUGGUCAUUUUUUUGCAGAUACUUGACUCCAUAGAGGACAAUUAAAAUGCCAUUUAUAUUCACCCAGUAAUUGCUGUAAUGAGACAAGCGUGAGUUAUACUGGGGGAUUGCACAUUUUAAAGAGAAAGCAGUCACAUAGUUUGACUAAUGUUUAUUUGUUUUGGCAAUUACAAAUGUAACCUAUAAAAUCACAACAGUUAAAGGGCAAUUCCGAUUUUUCAACAUUCCUGCAUAAUUAACUUGAUAAGAUGUAAACAAAGUCGUACAGGGUGGUUUGGUGUGAAAUGCCCUGCUUUCUGUAAAAUUACCAGGUGAUAGGAACCAGAUGUCCAAAGAGUUUAAUGCCUCUAAAAACUAUCCCACAGAAAGAUAUUACAUGAAAUGGUUAUGAAUGCAUUGCCUGAUACCUCAGACAUUGUUUUGUAGUUUUGAGAUAAAGUUUUGAUCUAAAUACAUCUAUUUUUUAAAUGCAUUCAUGGUAGAGAGGUACAUGGCAUUGUAAGGCAAAAACAUGCAAGUUCACCCGUCAUUUUGGAGAGUAACAAAAACCUAAUUUCAGUGAAGAUAUUACAAUCCCUAAUUCAAAUCACUAGCUGUGUGAGGCAUAUCAGGCUUGGCAAGUUGCUCUACAGGCAACGUUUCACAUCAAACCACUCUGAAAGACACUGUGUACGUCUCAACACUUGAAUCAGGCAGAAUGUCGAAAAAUCAGUGGAACAAAAUGUCACAAAAAUGAUCGGUUCAAGCUGGUUCUUGCGAGGUCACGAAGUCACUGCUGCUGUUUUCUCAGAAGGCAAAUACAAAAUUAUACCCGCAAUUUAGCCAAAAGAGCUUGUCGACCCUCAGUUCCUAUGUUACAUCAGUGUAUUAUAUGAAACUACCAGUGUACAUAGACUUUUCUUUGUGUAUUUGUGUGUACACAUCAAAGACAAAAAAUAGUUUCUUUGCAGUAAGACUUUUUUGGGGUUUGUUUGUUUGUUUUAUUGUAAAAUUGAAAAAAACAAUGAAAAGGAUGGAAAGAAAAAAAGAGCUAAGAAUAAUAUCUUCAAAAGCAAUAAACAUUAUUCU
This is a messenger RNA of Pygocentrus nattereri (red-bellied piranha), 4429 nucleotides long. RefSeq names its product Ets2 repressor factor like 1 (gene erfl1). The transcript is spliced from 7 exons. Gene Ontology annotation, molecular function: DNA-binding transcription factor activity, RNA polymerase II-specific; sequence-specific DNA binding. Gene Ontology annotation, biological process: regulation of transcription by RNA polymerase II; cell differentiation. The coding region runs from base 331 to 1791 and encodes 486 amino acids. Gene Ontology annotation, cellular component: nucleus. The record is from RefSeq and is a predicted model, not a curated record. Lineage: Eukaryota; Metazoa; Chordata; Actinopteri; Characiformes; Serrasalmidae.